AUGGCUGGCGAUCUCGUUCUCCUUACCGGUGCCACUGGCAUGAUCGGUUUCAAGACUCUCAUCGAACUCGUCAAGGCUGGCUACACGGUCCGCGCAGCUGUCCGAAAUCAAGCCGGCUUCGAGCGCAUCUCAAGCCUCAAGCCGCUUGCCCCCUAUCUCUCACAGGUCGACAGCGUCAUUGUUCCCGACAUCACUGUCCCCGGUGCCUAUGACGAGGCCGUCAAGGGCGUCAAAUAUGUCGUCCACGUUGCUUCGCCCCUAGCCUCCACGACGGCUGAUACCGAAGAGGCAUUCCAGACUGAAACCAUCCAGCCCGCCAUCCAGGGCACGGUUGGCAUUCUGGAGUCGGCAAACAAGGCGUCUGGCAUUGAAAAAAUUGUCAUCACCGCGUCUGUCCUGUCCAUUGCCUCGUUCCAGGCCUUGGCCACGGGAACCAAGAUCAACGAGAAAACCCGUGCCACCAGCACCGAGGGCCCCUUUGCGUCCAGCAUCUUCGCCUACGCAGCCUCCAAGGCCCUCGCCUACCAGGCAACGGAAAAGCUCAUCGCCGAGAAGAAGCCGGCCUUCUCCGUCGUCAACAUCAUGCCCGUCUUCGUCAUCGGCCGCGACGACACCGUCACCGACCCCGCCAACAUCGCCAAGGGCACCAAUGGCCUCCUCAUGGGCCCUCUCCUGGGCCAGCCCCGCGACCAGCCUCUCCUCGGCAUCGCCGUCCACGUCGACGAUGUUGCAAAAAUGCACGUCCUUGCUUUGGCGCCCCAUGUCAAGGGCAAUGAGGACUACCUCGCCUGUGCUCACCCUAACGAGCCCAUUGACUGGGCAGAGUCUUUUGAGAUUGUGAAGAGGCGCUUCCCCGAGGCUUAUGCUGAUGGCGUCUUCAAGUUUGAGUCUGUUCCCCGGCCCGUCUCGGUUCCGGUGCAUGUUGACUCAACAAAGGCUGAGAAGGAGCUUGGCUUCAAGUUCAAGUCGUUUGAAGAGCUGACUGUCUCGGUUGUUGAGCACUAUCUUGAGCUUAUUGGUCGCAAGUAAGCUUCCAUCAUCUACA
This is a messenger RNA of Trichoderma citrinoviride, 1045 nucleotides long. Its product is annotated as NAD(P)-binding protein. Bases 1 to 1029 code for a protein of 342 amino acids. The transcript is spliced from 3 exons. The record is from RefSeq and is a predicted model, not a curated record. Gene Ontology annotation, molecular function: oxidoreductase activity, acting on the CH-OH group of donors, NAD or NADP as acceptor. NCBI's taxonomy places the organism in Eukaryota, Fungi, Ascomycota, Sordariomycetes, Hypocreales, Hypocreaceae.